Coffea arabica (coffee) is the source of this 1667-nucleotide messenger RNA. The record is from RefSeq and is a predicted model, not a curated record. Lineage: Eukaryota; Viridiplantae; Streptophyta; Magnoliopsida; Gentianales; Rubiaceae.
AUGCGCAAGGAAGUUUCCGGCCCGCAACUGCCAGCAUCUCUAUAUAAACCCCUCUCAACUCCCACCUUUGGCUUCCCACAUGUAACUACCUCUGUUCCGUCUUCAGACACGCUCUCUCUUCAGCUCCUUCCAACUAGUUGGGAAAAGACUGUGGACUGCCACAGCCCUGGACAGGGGUUGAUGCCUGCCAGUUUUAAAGUUAAGGCUGUGCCUCUUGAAGGAAGAAAUGGAGAAUUUGAGGAUGUUUUGGAUCCUGAUUUUGGUGAAUCUGCUAUUGGACGUGUUGCACCUGUUGAUUCUGGUUUGUGGUGGAUAAUUCUGUUGAGAGCUUAUGGAAAGAUCACUGGGGAUUAUUCUCUGCAAGAGAGGGUUGAUGUGCAGACAGGCAUCAGAUGGAUACUCAAUUUGUGUUUGACUGACGGUUUUGAUAUGUUUCCUACUCUCUUAGUCACUGAUGGGUCCUGCAUGAUUGACAGAAGGAUGGGUAUUCAUGGCCAUCCUCUCGAAAUCCAAUCUUUAUUUUAUUCAGCUCUACGCUGUUCCCGUGAGAUGCUUACUGUCAAUGAUUCAACAAAGAAGCUAGUUGCAGCCAUCAAUAACCGUCUCAGUGCGCUUUCUUUUCACAUAAGGGAGCAUUAUUGGGUGGACAUGAAAAAGAUCAACGAAAUAUAUCGAUACAAGACAGAAGAAUACUCAACCGAGGCGAUCAACAAAUUUAAUAUAUAUCCAGAGCAGAUUCCAUCUUGGCUUGUGGAUUGGAUACCUGAGAAUGGUGGAUACUUUAUUGGCAAUCUACAACCUGCUCAUAUGGAUUUUAGAUUUUUCACGCUUGGAAAUCUUUGGGCUAUUAUAUCAUCGCUGGGAACGCCUACGCAAAAUGAAGGUGUAGUCAGUUUGAUUGAAGACAAAUGGGAUGACCUUGUGUCAGGCAUGCCUCUUAAGAUAUGUUAUCCGGCUUUGGAGUACGAAGAAUGGCGCGUUAUCACAGGCAGUGACCCUAAAAAUACGCCAUGGUCUUAUCAUAAUGCUGGGUCGUGGCCAACACUGCUGUGGCAGUUCACGCUGGCUUGCAUGAAGAUGGGCAAACCGGAAUUAGCAAGCAGAGCAUUGGCUUCGGCUGAGAAAAGGCUUCUCGUGGAUCAGUGGCCCGAAUAUUAUGAUACCAGGCGUGGAAGGUUUAUAGGAAAACAGUCUCGACUUUAUCAGACGUGGACAAUUGCUGGAUACCUUACCUCUAAAAUGCUACUGGAAAAUCCAGAGAUGGCUUCAAUGUUGUUUUGGAAUGAAGAUUACGAGAUUCUGGAGAACUGUGUAUGCGGGCUGAACAAAAAUGGGCGGCGAACAAAGUGUGCACGUGUUGCGAGUAGAUCGCCUAGUAGUAUGUCUGAACCGCUGCCACCACAAAUAAAGGAGACGCACUGCUGAGAUGCUUCGUCGUUGGCAUUACCAGUGGAAAUAAAUAAUGCCGUGCUGACAAUAAUAAUAAUUAUUGUGUAUUCCAUUUGACAUAACAGAAGCUGCUGCUUUUUGACAUGUUAUAAGGUUCUGGGAAUGAACAAACGCAAUUGUAUUCUUGUCAACGUAGAGACCAUCAUUUUAUGCAAGCAGCGGUGUUGGUUUUCAUUUCAUCUUUGUCGGCCUCAGCAAUGACAUAUUUUCUUACUUGC